CUCGAUGCGCAGUGGUUACCGUAAUGGUGCGCGGUGCGCGAGGCGGACGUAGCGGUUGUUCGAACGGCAGCGAAGUAUAGUUCUCGUUGAUACAUUGCGGCGAGCAUUUUGUCGUCGGUGUGGCUCAUUUCCGUGACGCGUGAGCCUCUGUGAAAACCGUGACGCGUAAUGCCAGUAUCAUCCAGUAUCGCGGCACCCGUUGUCACGUAGCUCGGCACGUCGUUUUGGAGGCAACAACAGAUGAAUAUUCGUAACCGCAUACGCGUGACUUGAUCGACCAAAAUGUGGAGUCCGACGCACGUUCAAGUGACAGUUCAGAGAGCGAGAAACUUGCUGACGAAAGGAAAACACAAGACGAACGAUUGUUUCGUGACGAUUGCCCUCGGCAAGGAGAAGUAUCAAACGUCCGUGAAAGAGAAGGCAGCGAGGGACGUGGAAUGGCACGAGGAAUGCGAAUUAAUUAUCCCGGAGCAGGGAAACACCGCGGAAAUAGUACUGACCGCCCUCCAUCGCAAUUUUCUGGGCGUGGAUGAGUUCCUCGGCACCAUCAGCAUACCCCUGUCCAGCUUCGACGUUUACGAGAGACCGAGGAACAGAUGGUAUACCCUUGGAAGUAAGCCAGGCAAGGAGAACACGAAAGAGAGGGGCGAGCUAGAAGUGAAGAUCGGCUUCAUCGUGAAGGCUGGUAGCUUGACCGAUUUAAGUCACAAAGAGCGUCACAAGAGCUCCCUCGGUCAGCUGUCUAAUGCUGCCCAUUCGAUCGGCGGAAGUUUGCUGAGCAUAGGCAGCUUGGAGAAACGCAAAGGCUUGAAGAAGCUGGUGAAAUCCAUUGAGAAUCGCGUGAAAGGAAAAAGCAAACACAAUCUCGACAAGGGGGAUGAUCUGGACGAGAGGGAGGAGCAUAAGUUUAGAACCCCUACGAGGCAACAACCGGGUGAAGCUGAUCCUGGAGUCAUCAGCGAGGAUGAGGAUGAAUUCACAUUCGACGACCUAUCUCAUAAAAGUUCAGCGUCAUCUUUAAAUACUCCAGUCGUCGGUGGCAACAGCAACAGCGCGGUUUCUGUUUCAUCGAGCGUCUCUUCGGGUAAUCAUUCUAAUGAGGCUCACCAUCCACCACCAGCGCCAGCUAACGCGGCACCCAGUAAACCACCCCGAUACUCCAUGAGCGCCUCCACUACGUCUUUAUCGAAGGUUGAUAACACCAAAGAAGACGAAUGGGGUCUUAAGCUGUAUGGAAAACAAAUUCACAAUAACGUUAAGAGAUGGGAUAACAAGCCAAGUCCAAAGAUCGUGAUCGACGAGCCAAAAGAAGACCAUCGUGAGUCAUCACCGAUUGGUUCGCCGGCGACGACUGUGAGAUUUCAAGAAACGCCGGAGCCACCGCUGCCAGCGCCCCGUGAAGUCUUGCAGAACAAAAACAAAGAGGAGAAACCUACUUCGAACAAAGAUAAGAGCACCAAAGAGGAGAAACUAAAGGAGAAGAAAGAGGAUAGAUAUAACUGUUGGAGUCCCAAGGACGAUAAACAAUCCAGGAAAGAUAAAAAGAAAGAGAAAGAGAAUAAACUGAAAGAAUUGAACGAGGAUAACAAUCUGUCUUCGGAAAGAAUCAUUAUUGGUGGCGAGGAUGCUAUUCGAAGUACCGUGAUAGGGAAGAGCCAUUUGCCACACGAGGUUCUCACUCAAUUUGAUGGAAAAUCAAGAGAGGAUCUGAUAGAGUUGACACUGCAACUGCAAGCGGAAGUAACGGAAAAGAAGAAACGUUUAACUGACUUGGAAGAUUAUAUAGACGCGCUCCUAUUGCGAGUAAUCGAAUGUUCGCCACGCUUGCUGCAAAAUCCCUACCAGUCGCAGAGACGUUUAUCAUCGCCCGGUCAUCAAUAGAUAACUAAAUGUUCUUCCAUCAUGUUUCCUGAUGUCGGGAUUCAAUUACAUUUGUCAGCAUAAUUAGUGAUAAUUGCAUAGCGUUCGUUUGAUCUACCCGAUCAUUAUUCUACACAAGUUUGACUGCUGUUGUGCAACUGUUUAUUUUAUAGUCCACACGCGCUUUAAUUUAUUCUCGAUUAACAAUUAGAAUGUAAUUCUUAAGUAAAGUUGCACAUAGUUCUCGUUGCUUUUUUUAAUUGUAUAAACUUCUAUGGAACAUUUAAUAUUUUGUUAUUGUUCGAACGAAGUAUUUUUAUUGUAAGGUUACAUGUGUUUUAAAGGGCAAAGGAAAGGUGCGACAUUUGUGCCAACUGCUUUAAAACGUGGGAAAAAUGCGAAUACUCCCCUAGUCUUCCUGAGAGAAAGUGUUGUUCAUCCCAAAACCUGAUGUCUCCGUCCAAAGUACCGUCAUAAAAAAAUUACUAUUAACAAGAUAGUUUCUUUGUAAUUUUAAACGUAUGCGUGAUGAUCGGUUCACGCGUUGUACAUCAUAUUUUCGCAAAUACAUAUUUAUAUA
Messenger RNA from Nomia melanderi (Alkali bee), 2440 nucleotides. It is a transcript of the gene Rip11, whose product is annotated as Rab11 interacting protein. Gene Ontology annotation, biological process: regulated exocytosis. The record is from RefSeq and is a predicted model, not a curated record. Gene Ontology annotation, cellular component: intracellular membrane-bounded organelle. NCBI's taxonomy places the organism in Eukaryota, Metazoa, Arthropoda, Insecta, Hymenoptera, Halictidae. Gene Ontology annotation, molecular function: small GTPase binding.